Lachnellula hyalina is the source of this 1494-nucleotide messenger RNA. It is a transcript of the gene glnA2, whose product is annotated as Type-1 glutamine synthetase. Gene Ontology annotation, molecular function: glutamine synthetase activity. NCBI's taxonomy places the organism in Eukaryota, Fungi, Ascomycota, Leotiomycetes, Helotiales, Lachnaceae. The annotation marks the transcript as partial. The record is from RefSeq and is a predicted model, not a curated record. The transcript has 4 exons.
CUUGUCGAAAAAUACCCCACGAUGCCUGACAAGAAAGAAGCAGAGGUCACUCUUGAUUCGCUGCCAAGGCUCCUGGAAAAUGACUCCAAAGUAAAGCUUGCCGGUAUUGACGUCGAUGGCAUCCUGCGCGGCAAGUUAAUUUCCAAGAAGAAAUUCUUGGGCGUUGCGAAAGAAGGCUUUGGAUUCUGCUCUGUCAUAUUUGGCUGGGACAUGCACGAUCAGACAUAUUUCAAGGAGCUGAAGAUUAGCAAUGCCGAGAAUGGAUACCACGAUCUUAUCGCUAUUCCCGAUUUGACCAGCUUCAGGAGGAUACCGUGGGAGGACAAUGUGCCUUUCUUUCUGGUCAGCUUCUUCGAACCAGAUUCUGGCAAGCCAGUCUCGGCCUGUCCAAGAGGGCUCUUGAAGACUGCGUUGGAGAAGUUACAUGCAAAGGGAUUGGGCGCAAUGGCUGGAGCCGAGUACGAAUUCUUCCAAUUCAAAGUCCCAACAAGCGAUUCCAAUGGCCCCCUCGCAGAACGAAAUAACUCCUCGACUGCCACCUUCCUCCGAGACAAUCCGGUCAACUCACUUCCCUCCUUGACCGAAGGCAUGUUCGGAUACAGCUUAACUCGACCUGUCCAUAACAAGGACUACUAUUACGGAAUUUUUGAUGCUUGCGAGAAGUUCAAUUGUGGAAUAGAAGGUUGGCAUACGGAGAGUGGACCUGGAGUUUUCGAGGCUGCAUUAUCUUUUGGAGAAAUACAACAAAUGGCAGACAAAGCAGGACUUUUCAAAUAUGUUGUCAAAUCAGUUGCGACUCAAUACGGAAUCACUCCAUGCUUCAUGGCGAAACCAAGACAAGGACUACCCGGGAACAGUGGGCAUAUGCAUAUUUCAAUCGUUGACAAAGAUGGCAAGAAUCUCUUCUUCCGUGAAAAGAAAGACACGGAAGCUAAAUACGACGAUAUCGCGAAUUUGUCCGACAUGGGGCGACAUUUCUUAGCUGGUCUCCUUGAAGGACUUCCAGAUAUCAUGCCGCUGUUUGCACCUACAGUCAACUCGUAUAAACGCUUGGUGGAGAAUUUCUGGGCACCAGUAACUGUAUCCUGGGGUCUUGAGCAUCGAGCCGCAUCAAUCCGCUUAAUCGCACCUCCUACAUCCAAGCCAGGAGCGACGCGGUUCGAAGUCCGAGUUCCAGGAGCAGAUGCCAAUCCGUAUUUUGUUCUUUCCUCCAUCUUGGCAUUAGGCUGGAGAGGGGUUGAGAAGAAGCUUGAGAUCAAGCAACCUCCUCUUGGCAAGGGACAAGAUGUUGGUGGGAAGGCUGAUCCUGGAGUACGAUUGGCAAAGAGUCUAAAGGAGGCGACUGAGAGAUUCAUGAAACCUGAAAGUAUCGCUAGAGAAGUGUUUGGUGAUGAAUUCGUGGAGCAUUAUGGUGGAACGAGAGAACACGAGAUUCGAUUAUGGGACGAAGCUGUAACAGAUUGGGAGGUGCGAAGAUACAUUGAAGCGGUUUGA